AUGAUAUUCAAAUUCAAUGGAGCCAGCAAUGUGGAGUUGAACAACAAAGAAAUAGAGCUAACUAAGGAAGAAAUGGAAGGAUUGCCCAUAACCACAGCCGAGGAGGCAUUAAAGUACUUGUUUGAUAGGCACAUGGAAGUUAGAGACAGCUACUUCGAUUCUCAUGGAGAGCUUGUGUAUGGAACCAUAUGCAUCAUCAACAAGAUGGAUUGGGAGAUCACGGGAAAAGAAAAAAGCCCGGUGAAGUAUGGCGACCAUGCCGUCCUUAUCUCUACAAUCCACGGGGGAUGA
Molecule: messenger RNA, 291 nt
Organism: Encephalitozoon romaleae SJ-2008
Lineage: Eukaryota; Fungi; Microsporidia; Unikaryonidae
Product: ubiquitin-like protein
Exons: 1
Coding region: 1-291 (96 amino acids)
Biological process (GO): tRNA thio-modification
Cellular component (GO): cytoplasm
Source: RefSeq, a predicted model, not a curated record